AUGGAACGAAUCUUUCGAUUUUUGAGAUGCAACGACGCACAACGUCUUAUGUGCGUGUCUUACCAGCUGAAAGGAACCGCCGACUAUUGGUGGGAAGCAAAGCAGAAAACUAUGACCCCGGAGCAGUUAGAUGAACUCACUUGGGAGCUUUUUAAGACUGCUCUAUGUGAGAAGUUCAUACCCAGAAGCUAUAGGAAAAAGAAGGAGAUGGAGUUUACCACCUUAAAGCAAGGGAAUAAAACUGUAGUGGAGUACGAUCGACUAUUCUGCGAUCUGGCCCGAUAUGCACCGUAUAGAGUGGAUACGGAUGAGAAGAUGUCCGAGUUAUUUUGCGCCGGACUGCGACAAGAGAUAAGAGUUGUAUUGGCAAGUCAAACGGCACUUUCCUACGCCGAGGCCUUGAACAGAGCUCUAGAUAUGGAGCUAGCAAUGCAACCAGAGAAAAUAACACACACACCAACGCCUCCAUCAGCUCAAUAUACGCAAGUAUCAAACACUCCCUACUCUAACCAAGGACAGAAAGGAAAACGCAAAUGGGAAAAUCGUGGAAAUGAGGGUAAAAAGCCAUGGCAAGGUCAGAAUGUCCAGGCUCCAUUCGUGAAAGGCGAUAAAUUAUUUUAUGGUGGACCAGCGACCUCACACCCCGGACACCAAGGGAUACCCCCUUGUCCUAAGUGCAACAAGUUACACACAGGAGUGUGCAGAGCUGGAAACCCAAAUUGUUUCACUUGUGGGAAACCAGGGCAUUACUCGAGCCAGUGCCCCAACCGACAGCAAGGGAUGAGUGGAGGAAGACCCAAUCAGUUUCCAACCCCACAACUCAGAGCAAUGGAAGGAAUUCUUCCUCUACCUCAACCAUUACAGCAACAACCUUUUCGCCGUCCAAACCAGCCUCAUAAGCAGCUACCUGCACCGCAAGCAGGAAUACCACCGCAAUAUCAAAGGAUGUAUGCUAUCAAUAAGAAGAAUCAGGAUAAGAACCAAGGAAACUUAACAGGUAUUGGGGAACUGAAAGGUGUACCCAUUGUUAUUCUCUUUGAUACUGGAGCAUCACAUUCUUUCAUCUCAUAUACUUGUGUGGAUACGUUAGAGCUGAAUGUAGAACCAGCCCAGCUACACUUAAGGGUAGCCACUCCCUUAGGGAAGAUCACCACCGUGACACAUGAAAUGGAAGAAGACACCUAUCAUCUCUGCAGUGCAAGCGAACCAGAUACUAAAAGAAAAGGGCGCGACAGCAUAUUUAGUAUACUUGAGCCAAGAAGAGGAAGCACAAAUAAAGAUUGA
Salvia miltiorrhiza (redroot sage) is the source of this 1284-nucleotide messenger RNA. RefSeq lists its product as uncharacterized. Bases 1 to 1284 code for a protein of 427 amino acids. The record is from RefSeq and is a predicted model, not a curated record. Gene Ontology annotation, molecular function: nucleic acid binding; zinc ion binding. NCBI's taxonomy places the organism in Eukaryota, Viridiplantae, Streptophyta, Magnoliopsida, Lamiales, Lamiaceae. The transcript has 2 exons.